This is a messenger RNA of Hyaena hyaena (striped hyena), 4264 nucleotides long. It is a transcript of the gene DSC3, whose product is annotated as desmocollin 3. Lineage: Eukaryota; Metazoa; Chordata; Mammalia; Carnivora; Hyaenidae. Gene Ontology annotation, biological process: homophilic cell-cell adhesion. The coding region runs from base 173 to 2863 and encodes 896 amino acids. The record is from RefSeq and is a predicted model, not a curated record. The transcript has 16 exons. Gene Ontology annotation, cellular component: plasma membrane; desmosome. Gene Ontology annotation, molecular function: calcium ion binding; gamma-catenin binding.
CUGGGUCCAAUCCCAUCUCAGGAACGAACGCGCUCCGGGGCAGGCAAGCCUGACAGAUCCGAGGAGACUUAAAGAGGAGCGGCAGCGAGGCACGCCCGCACCGCUGCACCUCCGCGCCCUCGGGUCUCCGCCUCCCGCCCUGCGCCCGCGCCCCUGCCCGCCCCGCACCCCGAUGGCCGCCGCCGAGCCUCCGAUCCCCCUGCGCGGAGCCCUCUGCGGGCUGCUGCUGACCCUCACGGUCUUCAAUUUUGCUUGUGAAGCCUGCAAAAUGGUGACAUUUAAUGUACCUUCCAGACUAGAGGCAGACAGCAUAGUUGGCAGAGUUAACUUGAAAGAGUGCCUCAGGUCUGCAGACCUCAUCCGGUCGGGUGACCCUGAUUUCAGAGUUCUAGAUGAUGGGUCAGUAUACACAGCCGGCACUGUGGUGGUGUCUGAUGAGAAAAGGUCAUUCACCAUAUGGCUCUAUGACACCAAGACACACACACAGAAAGAGAUAAAGGUGCUCCUGGAACAUCAGAAGAAGGUGCUGAGGAAAAGACAUGCCAAAGAAGCCGUUCUCAGGCGUUCCAAGAGGAGAUGGGCCCCUAUUCCCUGCUCAAUGCAAGAGAAUUCGUUGGGCCCUUUCCCUUUGUUUCUUCAGCAAGUUCAAUCUGAUGCAGCACAGAACUAUACCAUCUUCUACUCAAUAAGUGGGCAUGGAGUUGACCAAGAACCUUUAAAUUUGUUUUUCAUAGAAAGAGACACUGGAAAUCUGUAUUGUACCCGACCUGUGGAUCGUGAAGAAUAUGAAGUUUUUGAUUUGAUUGCCUAUGCCUCAACUGCAGACGGGUAUUCAGCAGACAUACCUCUUCCGCUGCCCAUCAGAGUGGAGGAUGAAAAUGACAACCACCCUAUUUUCACAGAAGCUAUUUAUAAUUUUGAAGUUCCAGAAAGUAGCAGACUUGGUACUACAGUGGGAGUGGUUUGUGCCACAGACAAAGAUGAACCGGACACAAUGCAUACACGCCUGAAGUAUAGCAUUUUGGAGCAGACCCCGAAGUCUCCAGGGCUCUUCUCUGUGCAUCCGAGGACAGGUGUCAUCACCACAGUCGCUCAUUAUUUGGACAGAGAGACUGUAGAUAAGUACUCACUGAUAAUGAAAGUACAAGACAUGGAUGGUCAAGUAUUUGGAUUGAUAAGUACAUCAACUUGCAUCAUAACAAUAAAAGAUUCAAAUGACAAUGCACCCACUUUCAAACAAAAUACUUAUGAAGCAUCAGUAGAGGAAAAUGCAUACAAUGUGGAGAUCUUACGAAUAUCUGUAGAAGAUAAGGAUUUAAUUAACACUGCCAACUGGAGAGCCAAUUUUACCAUUUUGAAGGGCAAUGAGAAUGGACAUUUCAAAAUCAGCACAGACAGAGAAACUAAUGAAGGUGUUUUGUAUGUCGUAAAGCCGCUGAAUUAUGAAGAAAACCAACAAGUGAUCCUGGAAAUUGGAGCAAGCAAUGAAGCUCCGUUUUCUCGAGAUUUUACAUUCAGAACAACAGCCAUGAACAGAGCCGUGGUCACAGUUCACGUGAGGGAUCAGGACGAAGGGCCUGAAUGUAGCCCGGCAGCCCAGUAUGUGCGGAUUCAAGAAAACUCAGCAGUGGGGUCAAAGAUCAAUGGUUAUAAGGCAUAUGACCCUGAAACGAGAAGUACCAGCGGCUUAAGGUACAAAAAAUUGCAUGAUCCUCAAGGAUGGAUCACUAUUAAUGAGAUGUCAGGGUCAAUCACAACUUCCAAAAUCCUGGACCGGGAGGCCAUGACUCCCAGAAAUGACUUAUAUAAUAUUACAGUCCUGGCAAUAGACCAAGAUGGUAGAUCAUGUACUGGAACACUUGUGGUUAACAUUGAAGAUAUAAAUGAUAACCCCCCAGAAAUACUUCAAAGUUAUCUAACAAUUUGCAAACCAAAGAUGAGAUAUACUGACAUUUCAGCUGUCGAUCCUGAUGAACCUAUCCACGGCGCUCCAUUUUAUUUCAGCUUGGCAAACACUUCUCCAGAAACGAACAGAAUGUGGACCCUCACCAAAGUUAAUGAUACAGCUGCCCGUCUUUCAUAUCAGAAAAAUGCUGAGUUUCAGGAAUACAGUGUUCCUAUUACUGUAAAAGAUAGGGAAGGUCAAUCUGCAACAAAGACCUUGAGAAUUAAUCUGUGUGAUUGCACUCACCCGAGUCAGUGUCUGGCGACCCGAAGGAGUGCAGGAGUCAGACUCGGAAAAUGGGCGAUCUUGGCCAUACUGCUGGGCAUAGCUUUACUGUUUUCUGUAUUGCUAACUUUGGUAUGUGGAGUUGUUGGUGCCAAAAAAAGAAAAGGUUUUCCUGAAGAUUUAGCACAGCAAAACUUAAUCAUAUCAAACACAGAAGCACCUGGGGAUGAUAAGGUGUGUUCUACCAAUGGCUUUAUGACCCAGACAGUCAAUAACUCUGGCCAAGGCUUUUGUGGCACCAUGAGAUCCGGAGUGAAAAAUGGAGGGCGGGAGACCAUUGAAAUGGUGAAAGGCGGACACCAGACCCUAGAAUCGUGCCAGGGCUCCGGGCACCAUCACACCCUGGAUUCCUGCAGGGGAGGACACGUGGAGAUGGACAACUGCAGAUAUUCCUACUCCGAGUGGCAUAAUUUCACCCAGCCCCGCCUUGGUGAAAAAUUGCAUCUGUGCAAUCAGAAUGAAGACCACAUGCCGUCUCCAGAUUAUGUCCUUACGUAUAACUAUGAAGGAAGGGGCUCCCCAACUGGUUCUGUGGGGUGCUGCAGCGAAAAACAGGAAGACGAUGGGCUUGACUUUUUAAAUAAUUUGGGAGCCAAAUUUACUACAUUAGCAGAAACAUGCACAAAGAGAUGAUGUUAAUGUGGUACAAGGAGCUGGGUUUUUGCCACACAUGCUGGAAUUUUCCUAAAGGGAUAUUAUAAAGUUCAGUUUCACUUUCUAAUAUAUAGAUAGCUAGAUAUUAGAAUUUCUAUUUCUAAUAUAUAUAUAUUUGUUUUUAAUAUAUAUUAGAAAAAAUAUAUGAAUUUUUCUAAAUUUUGAAUUGUACUAUUUACCGAUUUGUAGAUUUAUAGCAAUUUGUUGCUUAUCGUUUCCAAGAAGUUUGAAAUGUUAAAACAUAUUUUGCCUUCUUUACUGCCAGGUAUAUAGACAGCUAGCAAAAGCAUGCUGUAACAUUGGAAUUAAGGUCUAUAAAGGACCUGCUAUUCUUUACAAAUAGCUUUCCAGUAAAUGUGUUGAGUUAAUAUUAGUCCAAUGAUAACUAAGCUAUCCUUGAAUGAAUAUACAGCAGCUAUCUGGGCUAGAGAUUCUGUUCUUGUUCCAGAUUUAAGUGUAAUGGGAUUAUAUCAAACGUUAUGGUAAAUUGUACUGCAGUUUGUAGCUCUUUAAAAAUUUUGUUCCAUGAGUUGGUAGCUCCAAAGACUACUAGAAUUUCAUUUUCCUUCUGGUUAGCAACUAGAUCAUGAAAGGCAGUUCUAGCUACUUGAUUGGCCUAAUAAGGUCUUAAAAAAUACAUAGCCACAAUAUUAAACUAUAUCAGGAAAGUGUAGACUGAAAAACUGUGUUGUUUUUAUGCUUUUGAAUGUGUGUGUUAUGGUUUGCAAAAGGAUUAUUAUAAGGAAUAUAUUUAAGUUUCCUUAUUCUCAAGGAAAAGAACUAUGUUCACUACAUGGAGAGUUAUUGUCAGUAUUUUAACAAAAAACCCACCAAAGAUCUUCUAUUGAGAUGGUAAUCACAAGUCUUAAUGUUUUCCCCUGAGAUUCAGGACUACUGACUAUAGAAAGAGGGUAGAUAGAUAGAUAGAUAGAUAGAUAGGAGAGAGAUGGAGAGAGAGAGGUAUCCCCUGCUUUUCAAAAGUUCAUGUUACGCCACUUCUCUUUCGCGAAGAGAAAGUGCGAAGAGAAAGUUACUGCCUGUUUUUGCAAACCUAAAGUACCCGCAAAAGAAUUUUGCUUAUAUGCAAAAAGGGAAAAUAGCAUUUCAUGUUUGUCUUGGAAUGAAUCUUGUAGAGGCAGCAUGUACCUAGAGCAGAGACGGGGUCCCGCCAAGCUCCUUCCCCGGGGAACUUCACUCAGCAUCUCAAUAUCAAGCCACCUCCGCUUUGAACUGUGUCUGUGAGCAUCUCUGCUUUAUGUCCAUUUAUUUGGUACAUCAUUUAGUAAGAUGUGUUCUAAGGAAUCAGAAAAGCCUAAGAGAGGUUAAACUUUGGGUCUGGGAACACUCAAAAAAUUUUCCAUAAAGAUGAUGGUAAUUGCU